AUGCCCAACGUCUCCACGGUGAAGGAAUUCCUCCUGCUGGGUUUCUCGGAGGUCCGGGAGCUGCAGCUGGUCCACACCGCGCUGUUCCUCCUGGUCUACCUGGCGGCCCUGACGGGGAAUCUCCUCAUUAUCACCGUCACCGUCCUGGACCGGCGCCUCCACACCCCCAUGUACUUUUUCCUCAGAAACCUGUCCGUCCUCGACCUCUGCUACAUCUCCGUCACUGUCCCCAAAUCCAUCCACGACUCCCUGACCGACAAGAGAUCCAUCUCCUUCCUGGGCUGUGCCACCCAGCUAUUCUUGGUGGACCUGUUUGCCGGGUCCGAGCUGUUCCUCCUCAUGGCGAUGUCUCAUGACCGCUACGUGGCCAUCUGCCUCCCCCUGCGCUAUGAGCUCAUCAUGACCAACACGGCCUGUGGAAAGAUGGCAGCCGCCUCCUGGCUCACUGGUGUGAUGUUUGGGGUCUCGUAUUCAGCUUUGACUCUCUCCCUGAGCUUUUGUGGGUCCAACCUCGUCCAGACGUUCUUCUGUGAUGUCCCCUCUCUGCUGAAGAUCUCCUGCUCCAAGGAGCACAUCGCCAUCAACGUGAGCGUCACCGGUGGGGUAGCUUUUGGUGUCUUCUGCUUCAUUCUCAUCAUCGUCUCAUACGUGCGCAUCUUCCGGGCCGUGCUGAGGAUGCCGGCCACUGAGAGCCGGGCCAAAGCCUUCUCCACCUGCCUGCCUCACCUCGCCGUCGUCACGGUCUUCUUCUCGGCUGCGGCGGUUGACUAUGUUAAGCCCGUGUCAGACUCUCCUUCGACCCUGGACCUGCUGGUGUCCGUUUUCUAUACCGUGGUGCCUCCCGCCCUUAACCCCCUCAUCUACAGCCUGAGAAACCGGGACAUGAAGGCCGCCCUGGGGAGAGUCCUAAAGGGGAGAUUCCUCCUCCCUCUUCUAAGGGACAAAAUGUCUGUUUCCUUUUGCUGA
Molecule: messenger RNA, 966 nt
Organism: Tachyglossus aculeatus (Australian echidna)
Lineage: Eukaryota; Metazoa; Chordata; Mammalia; Monotremata; Tachyglossidae
Product: olfactory receptor 14A16-like
Exons: 1
Coding region: 1-966 (321 amino acids)
Biological process (GO): G protein-coupled receptor signaling pathway
Cellular component (GO): membrane
Molecular function (GO): G protein-coupled receptor activity; olfactory receptor activity; odorant binding
Source: RefSeq, a predicted model, not a curated record